UCAGUUUGCAAACGGAGGGAAAAUGGGGAAAUGCAAAGAAGAAGCAAGGUUUGGAGAUAAGCUUGCAAAGGAGGGGAAAUGAGGAAAUGCAAAGAAGAGGCAAGAGAUUUCCUGCCCCGUGGCUCUGGAAUUGUUACAAGACGACCCCUUAUCCUUCAGCUUAUUUUCUCUAAAACAGAAUAUGCAGAAUUUUUGCACUGCAAGUCGAAGAAAUUUACAGAUUUUGAUGAAGUCCGGCAAGAGAUUGAAGCAGAAACGGACAGGAUCACAGGAACAAAUAAAGGCAUUUCUCCCAUUCCCAUUAACCUGAGGGUGUAUUCACCGCAUGUAUUGAAUCUGACUUUGAUUGACCUUCCGGGUAUCACUAAGGUGCCAGUGGGUGACCAACCCCAAGACAUUGAGUACCAAAUCAAAGAUAUGAUCCUUCAAUUCAUUAGCAGAGAGAGCAGCUUGAUUCUUGCUGUGACUCCAGCCAACAUGGAUUUGGCCAACUCAGAUGCUCUCAAAAUGGCCAAAGAAGUUGACCCUCAAGGCCUACGGACAAUUGGUGUGAUAACCAAACUGGAUCUGAUGGAUGAAGGCACAGAUGCCAGAGAUGUCCUUGAGAACAAACUGCUACCUCUGCGGAGAGGCUACAUUGGAGUUGUGAAUCGGAGCCAGAAGGAUAUUGAUGGUAAAAAGGACAUCAGGGCAGCCUUGGCAGCUGAACGCAAGUUCUUCCUUUCCCAUCCUGCUUACAGACAUAUGGCAGACCGCAUGGGAACACCACACUUGCAGAAAGUCCUCAAUCAGCAAUUAACAAACCAUAUACGAGAAACACUACCGUCUCUGCGUAGCAAACUCCAGAGUCAGCUGCUGUCCCUAGAAAAAGAGGUGGAAGAAUAUAAGAAUUUUCGCCCUGAUGAUCCUACACGGAAAACCAAAGCCUUGCUGCAGAUGGUCCAGCAGUUUGCUGUGGACUUUGAGAAGAGAAUCGAAGGAUCUGGAGACCAAGUGGACACUCUUGAACUCUCAGGUGGUGCUCGAAUAAAUCGCAUCUUCCAUGAAAGAUUCCCCUUUGAGCUAGUCAAGAUGGAGUUUGAUGAGAAGGAUUUGAGACGAGAAAUCAGCUAUGCGAUCAAAAAUAUCCAUGGUGUAAGGACGGGGCUCUUCACACCUGACAUGGCUUUUGAAGCCAUAGUGAAAAAACAGAUUAUAAAGCUCAAAGAGCCCAGUUUGAAGUGUGUUGAUCUGGUGGUCUCAGAGCUGGCCAUGGUCAUUAAAAAGUGUGCAGAGAAGCUUGGUUCUUACCCCAGGCUGCGAGAAGAAACAGAAAGAAUUGUUACUACAUACAUCAGAGAACGUGAAGGGAAAACCAAGGACCAGAUUCUCCUGUUGAUAGACAUCGAGCUAUCCUACAUCAAUACCAACCAUGAGGACUUCAUCGGAUUUGCAAAUGCACAGCAAAGGAACACUCAGGCAAAUAAGAAAAGAGCAAUACCAAAUCAGGGUGAGAUACUGGUUAUCCGACGAGGUUGGCUGACCAUCAACAAUAUUAGUAUCAUGAAAGGUGGCUCCAAGGAGUACUGGUUCGUCCUGACAGCAGAGAGUUUAUCUUGGUACAAGGAUGAAGAGGAGAAAGAGAAGAAAUACAUGCUGCCUCUGGACAACCUAAAAAUCAGAGAUGUGGAGAAAGGUUUCAUGUCCAACAAGCAUGUGUUUGCCAUCUUUAACACAGAACAAAGGAAUGUGUAUAAAGACCUACGCCAGAUUGAACUUGCCUGUGACUCCCAGGAAGAUGUGGACAGCUGGAAGGCUUCCUUCCUUCGUGCUGGUGUUUACCCUGAGAAAGACCAAGCAGAGAAUGAAGAUGGGGGUCAGGAAACACCUUUCAUGGAUCCUCAACUGGAGCGACAAGUGGAAACUAUCCGAAAUCUUGUUGACCUCGUAUGUCCAGUCAUCAACAAGUCUAUCCGGGACCUUUGCCAAAGACGAUAA
Messenger RNA from Sceloporus undulatus (fence lizard), 1977 nucleotides. Its product is annotated as dynamin-2-like. Gene Ontology annotation, cellular component: cytoplasm; microtubule; membrane. The record is from RefSeq and is a predicted model, not a curated record. Gene Ontology annotation, molecular function: microtubule binding; GTP binding; GTPase activity. Lineage: Eukaryota; Metazoa; Chordata; Lepidosauria; Squamata; Phrynosomatidae.